Molecule: messenger RNA, 8028 nt
Organism: Phascolarctos cinereus (koala)
Lineage: Eukaryota; Metazoa; Chordata; Mammalia; Diprotodontia; Phascolarctidae
Gene: RBM14
Product: RNA binding motif protein 14
Cellular component (GO): nucleus
Molecular function (GO): mRNA binding
Source: RefSeq, a predicted model, not a curated record
CCAUUCCAGGGGAGGACGGCCGUCAGGGCGGACGUCUCGGUCGUCGCUCGGGGGAAAGGCGGGGGGGGGUGCGAGCUCUUGGCCGGGGGCGGCGGCGCCAUGAAGAUCUUUGUGGGGAACGUAGACGGGGCGGACACGACUCCGGAGGAGCUCGCGGCCCUCUUCUCGCGCUUCGGCACCGUCAUGAGCUGCGCCGUCAUGAAGCAGUUCGCUUUCGUGCACGUGCGCGAGGCCGCGGGCGCGCUGCGCGCCAUUGAGGCCCUGCACGGCCACGAACUCCGGCCGGGGCGCGCCCUCGUGGUGGAAAUGUCGCGUCCGCGGCCUCUCAACACUUGGAAAAUUUUCGUGGGGAACGUGUCGGCCGCGUGCACGAGCCAGGAGCUGCGUAGCCUCUUCGAGCGCCACGGGCCCGUCAUCGAGUGUGACGUGGUCAAAGACUAUGCGUUUGUUCACAUGGAAAAGGAAGCCGACGCCAAAGCCGCCAUCGAGCAGCUCAACGGCAAGGAGGUGAAGGGCAAGCGCAUCAACGUGGAGCUUUCCAUCAAAGGUCAGAAGAAGGGGCCAGCGGGCCUGGCGGCCCCUGGGGAAAAGGCCAAGAAGCCAGUGGCUGGCGACACUGCAUUCCCUGGGACUGGUGGCUUCUCUGCCACCUUUGAUUAUCAGCAGGCCUUCGGCAACAGCACCACCAGCUUCGAUGGGCGGCCCCGGCAGCCCUCCCCUCCUUUCUAUGGCCGUGACCGCAGUCCCCUGCGCCGCUCGCCUCCCCGAGCUUCCUACGUGACCCCACUGACCGCCCAGCCAGCCACUUACCGAGCCCAGCCUUCGGUUUCCCUGGGGGCAGCCUAUAGAGCCCAACCCUCUGCUUCCUUGGGUGUCGCCUAUCGGACCCAGCCCAUGACAGCCCAGGCAGCUUCCUACCGGGCACAGCCUUCAGUGUCCCUGGGAGCCCCAUAUCGGGCCCAGCUGGCUAGCCCUGGCUCUCAGCCUGGGGGAGCUUCCUCACUCGGCCCCUACGGAGGUGCCCAGCCCUCAGCCUCGGCCCUUACCUCCUAUGGGGCCCAGUCAGCCGCAGCCUCUUCUCUCACCACCUAUGGGGCACAGGCCUCCUCCCUUGCCUCAUAUGGUAAUCAGCCAGCUUCCUAUGGGGUGCGGGCUGCUGCCUCCUCUUACAACGCCCAGUCGGCAGCUUCCUCCCUGACCUCCUAUGGGGCUCAGGCAGCUUCCUAUGGGGCCCAGCCUGCAGCAUCUUCACUUGCCUAUGGGGCCCAGGCAGCCUCCUAUAACACCCAGCCUACUGCGGCCUCCUAUAAUGCUCAGCCCACGGCAGCCUCUUACAAUGCCCAGUCUGGCCCAUAUGCAGCCCAGCCAGCUGCUUCCUAUUCUGCCCAGCCUGCUGCCUACGUGGCUCAGCCGGCUACUGCUGCAGCCUAUGCCGCCCAGCCAGCCGCCUAUGCAGCGCAGGCAGCGGGCCCCCUCGCAGGCUCCUACGGCGCCCAGCCAGUUGUCACAGCGCAGCUGAAUGCAUACGGAGCUCAGGCCACUAUGGGCCUCUCUGGCUCCUAUGGGGCUCAGUCAGCUGCAGCCACAGGCUCCUAUGGGGCAGCAGCUGCUUAUGGCGCCCAGCCCACUGCGGCAGCCCUGGCUGCUCCCUACCGCACUCAGUCGUCGGCCCCGUUGGGUUCUUCCUAUGCUGCCCAGCAGCAGCCUCCCCAGCCUGCUGCUGCUUCUUACCGGGGCCAGCCAGGUGCCACCUAUGAGGGGGCGGGCCAGCCAUCCGCAGCCUACUUGUCCCUGUCUCAGGGGGCUGUUGCCAACGCCGCCACCAGCACCCCGCCGCCCUAUGAGCGUACCCGCCUCUCCCCACCCCGAGACAGCUACGACGAUCCCUACAAAAAGGCCGCCUCCAUCAUGUCGAAAAGGUAUGGUUCCAACCGGCGCUUAGCCGAGCUCUCUGAUUACCGCCGUUUAUCAGACUCGCAGCUUUCGUUCCGCCGCUCGCCGACAAAGUCCUCGCUGGAUUACCGUCGCCUGCCCGAUGCCCAUUCCGAUUACGCUCGCUACUCGGGCUCCUAUAGCGAGUACCUGCGGGCAGCGCAGAUGCACUCUGGCUACCAGCGCCGCCUGUAGGGCCGUCCUGCGGGUGGGUGGAAGCAGAGCUAGGAGGAGGUAGGGGCAGGAUGGGGGCCCAAUUGGCGAGAGCAAGUUUGAUUUCCCUUGUGGGUUCUGCCCCAGGCAGCCAAAUCUUUGUAGUGUUGCGGCAGUAACCUUUCCUUUUGUUCCUCCGCCUCAGCAGUAAGUCUUGCCUUUGGCUCCAGACGGUCGGCUCCCCCUUCCACUUCCCAGCCCCUGCCCCUGGCCUCCCACCUUUAUUGAGCAGCGAUUUCUCUUUACGUUUUUAUCUUUUUCCUGAAGUCCCUUGGAUUUUUGUGCGCGGUGUUUGAGGUCGUCUGGACAGGAAGCAGCCCACGGCUGUGGUCAGCGGCGUCUUUUUCUUUUGAGAGAUGAGGAAGGCUGGGGACAGGUCAGCCCCUCUGUCCCCUGUGCUCCCUUGACCCCAUCCCUGCCCGCACGCUGCUUUGGAGGUGGGGUUCCUGGUGACUGAGCAGAGCUGAUGUUGAGCAGCACACCCCAGCCCCUCGUUCCCCAUCUUCUUCAAGUAGGGGGUGUUAGAAACCUCAUUUUUUUUUUCUUUUCCCUUUUGUAUGGACUAUGAAUAAAACUUGGGGCAAUUUGCAGUUUGGAAACCUGGUUGUCAUUGUCUUGAUUGAACUCAGUGUCACCGAGGAGCCAGUGGUGACAUCCAGCAAGAUGUGGCAGCUGAAGUAAAGGCAACCUGGACUUUGAUCCCAGAAAUCCAGGGGGGCAGAAUCAUUAGGCUGUGGGGUAGAAGGGACAGUGGUUGCUCACCCAUUCCUGCAGGAAGGUAACUAGGAGGUGACCUCCUUGGCACCCCUGGCUUGUGGUGCCUCUGCUUUCAUGGCACCUGUACAUGGAAUGACAGGGCAAGAGGCAGUGAAGGAGAGGGGAUGGCAUAGGGGGCAGCUGGUCUGGGAACCCUGCUUUGCCUCAGUGGAACUUCCCUGCUCCAUCCUGCCACCGCCGUCACCUGUGCCUGCCUCCCAGUUUUACUGGGGCUCUGGAGUAGCCUUGUGGCUUGGUGUAGGUUUAGGUAAGUGGGAAGCAGCAAGUAAUGGAGAGCUGCCGCUUUUUUCCUGGCCUUGGGACCCAGGAAAGGGAGGUGGUGUGAUAUUGGACAGGAGGCCUCAGGGCUUAACUUUGAGAUUGGAGUCUGGCCAGGAGAUGUUGGUUCCUGUAUUACUUGAGCCAGAUUUCCAUUCCACCUGGAGGGGUGGGGAGGGGACUUUCAGAAGGCCCUCUUGCAGUGGUGUGCAUUUAGGGGCACUAUCUCCCCAAGUAGAUGGUUUGCUUAAGCCAGGCCACUCUUAGGCCAUGGAUGGGGAGAAGUCAGUGCUCGGGUCUCCUUUAGCUCAGGGGCCAACUCUUCUGUUGAGCUCGCAGGGCAGCAUCGGGCUGCCCAGGAACGUCUGGGCUAGGAUGCACAUCAGGAGAUUCUGGGCUUGAAUUCUCUUUUCUUGCUUGCUUCUACUCUGCAUUUUUUCUUUAGAAGAGAUCUGGGGAGUGAUGAGGUGGGGUGGGCAACAGAACUCAUCAUCCACUGAGGUUAUUUGUAAGCCUUCAUAGGUAGGGCUCAAGCUCUCAGUGGGUCUGGUGGGUCAUGGAUUUUAUUUUUUUACACUGGAGCAUUGGAGGGUUGGAUGUAGUGUUACGAUUGUAACAUUUCUUUCUUGUCACUCUGAUUUCCUGUCUUUCUUUUCUGCCCUGGUGGUGGUGGUGGUAGUGUGGGGGAAUCCUUAGUUGACUGUCCUUAUUGCAGCCCAGGGUGAGCAUUUAUCUGGAACCACCUGGAUGAGCAUGCUAACCACGCUCAGGCUCCCUGGACCCCUCGGCUCUCUGAGUUCCUCCUUGCCUAAGAGGGAUAAGCCACAUCAGGUCUGCUGCCAGCCCUCUGUCCCUUUCUCUUUCCCUCCCAGGAGAGUCAGGCUAGCUGGGCAGUCUGGCCAUUUUCUGUCACCCCUCCCCUCCUGUUCCUGUUGUAUCUUUCUGACUUUGAGGGUCUUGUCUCCUCAGAGGAGGGUGGUGGGAAUUGGCAGCUUGGGGGUUGAUGACACGUAUGGUACGGUGUUGGGAGGUGCCCACAACCACAUGCACCUUCCAUUUGGGGGGGGAAGUAGAGCUAAAUGAAGGUGCUGGAGACAGGGGUGCUUCAACAGGUUCCCUACUGUCUUUAGACUUGGCUGUUCCUGUAUGGCUGGCGUUGUCCUGAGAGCCUGAGGCCAUGUGUCCCCUACUUGUGCUCCUUGCUAUGUCCUCCUGGCUGCCCUUGGUGUGUGCCUCCUUGGGGUGAGGACCAGGUUUGGGAAAAAUGAGGAAAGUGACUGCAGCAUAGGCUCUUGUCCAUGCUUCUUUGGGCAACUUUGCUUUUUUGUCUCCAGCAAUGGAGCAGUGGGACUCCACAGCAUGUUAUUUUUUUUACAGGCAUCUUUUUAGGUGACCACUGCCCCAGAGGCACCGGCCAACCAAAUCUUGGUCCUGUAGGCUUUGGAUUUAGAGGCCUGGGGUUUAAAAGCAGGAGACUUUGGGACCCAUAGAGGAAAUGGUAGGGAUUUUGGUGUCCCCACACUUUUCUGUUACUCUGCAGAGUUAGUGUCCCCAGUUGUGAGGCACUUGGUGAUUGACAGAGAGCCUGAAUUGGGCCCAAGCAGGUUCUUUCACACUUGGCUCUGAUUUGAUGCAGUCUUUAUGUGGAGCCUUGGUGGGCCAAGCACCAUCAUAGGCACUGGCCGACAAUUCCGCCAACUUGUCUGAAGAGCCUCCUGUGUGCAAAGAACUCUACCGUGGUGGGCGAAGAGAUGGGAAGCGUCCGAGGCACAGGCCUGACCCUUAAGUUGGAGGUGCCAUCUUAGUUGGUGAGAUGACUGUAGAAUCCCUAAGCCAGUUAAAGUAUGACAGGAGAGAGGGGAGUCUUUCAGUGGGAGAAUGGGAAGGACUUCCUUCCCAUUACACUUUUAAAGGGCACACUGGCUUGUCCUAACAAGGAAGGGGCACCUGAGUAUGCACGGGAUAGCUGAUCUGUAGCAUUGUGAGCUCUCAGAUAACAAGACUGGAAACAGCCUCUGGGAUCGCUGUCCACAGCCAGUUCUUGGUGACUCUUGUGUUGAGAGGAGAAUGGCUGUGGCCUUUGCCUAGGUCCCUUUCUUUGGGGUGGUUCUAGAUCAGGAGUUCCUAACUUUUGUGUGUCCUUGACCAUUUGGAUAGUCCGUUUGGUGAAGCCUGUGGACCAUUCAGGGGGAUGUUAUUUUUGAAUGCUUAAAGUAAAAUUCAUAGAAUUACGAAGGAAGCCAAUUACAUCAAAAUAAAGACAUAAUUUCCCCGCCAUCCAAAUUAAUGGAUGCCUUGAAAUUACUCAGGGAGGUGAACCCCAGAUUAAGAAAUCCUGACCAAGAUCUCUCAAGUACCCCCUGGUUCUGAUAUUCUUGGAUCUGAUCCAAAGUUGAGAUUCUGUGAAGCUGGAGUUCUCUUGGGGGUGAAGAAUCAGCUGGGGAAGGAGCUGGCUAGAAAAUAGAUGUUCUGAGACCACCAAGUGGUGGGAAGAAGAGACUUCUCCUAAGUGGGGAGUGUUAGGGGAAGGGAGUUUAGACAGUAGGAAGUAAAAUUUCCUGUGAAGUUUACAAAGCCCCCAUACAACAAUUGGAAGGGAACUUACUUAGAACAGGGGUGAGUGAUUUGUCCAAAGUCACACACAUUUUAAAAGGGGCACUCCAGCAGACAUAUCUGGGUUCUCCUGGGAAGUAGCUUGUGUCUGUUCUAGAUGGCCCGGAGCCCAAAGUUUUAUGAACCACCAAAUGACAACCCCUAAGGGGACUAAACUCAACUCCCCAGGAAAGGGAUGGUUACAGCCUUCAUUUGGGUUUCAUCUGAGCCACUUCCCUGGGUCAGCACCUUGGUUGGGUAGUCUGACCCUACAGCUCCAUUGUGGCAUUUACUGUGGGAAAACAGAAAAGAGUUGACCACCCCUUCUGUAGAGAAGUUUUCCUAGCCAGGCAGGGGGCUCAUUGAAGAGGCGGAUUAGAGGGUUGUGAUUGGUUAGAAUUAGAAUUGGUCACCUAGGCCUGGGGUCUGGGAACUUGUUCACUGUUUUGAUGACUGUAUUUCAGCCUAGUUGGUCUCCUUUUUCAUCCUGUGCAUUUUAUGUUUUUCACAACAUUCUGAGAAGUGGUCCAAGGCUUCACUAGCCCCAGAGGGAUACACAGGACUCCUGGACUAGUCCAACUUCAUCAUUUUACAGAAGAGGGGAGAAAAGGGUCCAGAGUGCCCCCUUAUCCAAGGUCAUCCAGAGCCUCCUGUCUGGCCCUGCAGGUGCAGCAGCCACAGUGAGCAUGUUCUCAAAGCCAGGCAGAAAGGGCUGUGCUGUAUCUACUUUGGGCUGAUGGCUGUCCUGCAGGUAUAGAUGAUUGCGACUUGAGAUUGGUCACCCUUUUUUGUCACUGAUGGAUGGCCCUGGGGGUUGGGAUGAUUUAGAGGGGACUCCAGCAUUGGUCCUUGGGUGGCUGUUUGCCUGAUUAGGGAUCAUGUGGGGCUUAGAGACGUUUGACCUGUCAUUUUUCACCAUUGAAGCCCAGAUUUCAAUCUAUUAAACCAUUAAAAAGCCAGGAAACCCCCCCCCAAUUAUUUACAAAACAGCAUUAUCUAAACUGUAAACAAAGCCGACAACUAUGUCACCUGGGCUUAAUUGCUUCUUUGCCUUGGACCUUGGAUUUCUGCACAGUGUGUGUAUUAGGGGUCCCAUCAAAUGAUUUCUUCCAGUUCUAGCAUUGCAUAUUGGAAGUCUCCCUCCAGCUCUGACAUUGCCUGUUCCCCUCCCCCAGUUUGGACACUCUGUAACCUUGUUUCAAGGCCUUGCCAGUUCUGAAGUGCCAAAUGUUCCCAUCCAGGCCACACGGAGCCUGUGAUAGCGUGGCUGAGGGUGGUGCAUACUGGCCACAUCGGGAUGUGCAGAGCCAAUUUUCUCUGCACACUGACUGCUCAUUCUCCCAGGGGGGAGCCAGCCUUACUUUCCUGCACUGCAUACAGCGGGUGCUCAAUAAUGGUGUGAGAUGAAAGUGAAGUAAUAAGGGUGUGUGUGUAUGUGAGAGAGAAUGAAUGAAUAAGAGGGGAUGCCUGCAUUACAAGGCCUUUUGGGGUGCUGUUGACCCUAUCUUGACUCAAGAAGGUUGCUGUCAGAUCUCUUAACCAACUUUCUGCCCCAACCCCACCUUGUGUCUUUGCUCGUUGUCUGGGCUGCAUUUAUUAAGUGCCUACUAGGUAUAGUCUCUUUUGGUUCUCCUUGUGUCCUCCUUUUACUGUGGAGGAAGCAGAGCCAAAGAUUAAGACUUGCCCAGGGCCAUCCUCUGGCAAGGGCGGGAGGCUGGAUUUGAGCUCCAGGCUUGCCCUCUCCAGGCCCAGGGUUCUCUGCACUAGCGGCCCGGCUGCCUUGGGGUCAAGGUUUGUGACUCCUCCCAUCGGAUUGGCCAGGUUUUCUCCCUUAGGUCGCUGAGCUAUCCGGGCCUUCCUCCUCUCCCCCCUCUAAUGCUUUUCCCUCCGAGAUGCUGGCUGCUCCCUCUUGUGCUUUAAGCUCUUCUGUCUGGAUGUCCUGCUUUACGCGUCUUCUGCAGUCCUUUUGAGAAGCUUCUUCCAGCGUUGUCUAGGCUGAGAUUGUGCCCGGACCGAAGGUGGACUAGCCCAAGGAACCGAAGGAGGAUGCUCGCCUGGAAAGCCGGCCCGGGAGGAUGCAGAGCAGCCGGCCCACGCUCUAACUUGGCGGGGUUUUAAUCUGAUUGUGCCGGGUCCGCAGCCUCACCGGGCCAGCGUCGGGGGAGGCGGGCGGUGCAGGGCGGGCUUCUCUGAGCUAAAGUUGUGUCGGAGCUCGUUCUAGCCUGGCUGGAGAAAAAUAAAGAUGGAACCGGAAAA